Molecule: messenger RNA, 597 nt
Organism: Lobosporangium transversale
Lineage: Eukaryota; Fungi; Mortierellomycota; Mortierellomycetes; Mortierellales; Mortierellaceae
Exons: 3
Coding region: 1-597 (198 amino acids)
Source: RefSeq, a predicted model, not a curated record
AUGAUUUUGACCCAUACUUUCACGAUACAAGCUCCAUUCCUGGUAUCACCGCAAAUGCAUCCAAGCUGUACUAAAAUAAUCGGCUUCCUUAGCGAAUAUCUCGCUAUGCUCAACCGCAGGGAUGCUAUGAUCGUUGAGAUCAACAGCCUAGCUGAUUCCCAGGCGCGUGACCGCCUCAGUUCAAUGCAUAAAGCCAUCAUGCUGUCUGGAAUAGUGGGAUCGAGAUCUUUGAGCGCUUUUGCCGUGUAUACAGGUACAACCGCGCUAUACGGUGGAAUGAAGCCGAUGAUGAUUUCUAGCCGUGUACUCUUGUACAUGGUAGUUGCGUAUUAUGGGAUAUGCAACGGGUGCGAUUGUAAUUUGCCGUGUGCCACGACUGUAUAUUUGAGCAUAACGAGGUAUUCGAUAAGGAAGUCGAUUGCUUCAGUAUGGUUGGGGCGUAUUUGUGGUGAUACCAGGUAUUCGAGCUUGUAUCGGGGGAAGCAUGGUCUAGGAUCAUAUUGUAUGGUUCAUAAUACGGCUGUUCAUUUGAUUCGGCAGGAGGGCGUGAGCAGGACCUCUCGUUGUUUUGAGCCAUAUGUAGCGCAUGUAGGGUAA